Neoarius graeffei (lesser salmon catfish) is the source of this 3802-nucleotide messenger RNA. It is a transcript of the gene asap2b, whose product is annotated as ArfGAP with SH3 domain, ankyrin repeat and PH domain 2b. Gene Ontology annotation, cellular component: cytoplasm. Bases 380 to 3574 code for a protein of 1064 amino acids. The record is from RefSeq and is a predicted model, not a curated record. Gene Ontology annotation, molecular function: GTPase activator activity; protein binding. Gene Ontology annotation, biological process: positive regulation of GTPase activity. The transcript is spliced from 28 exons. NCBI's taxonomy places the organism in Eukaryota, Metazoa, Chordata, Actinopteri, Siluriformes, Ariidae.
AGAGAGAGAGAGGCAGAGAGGGCUGACGGCAGGUCGGUCAGUCAGUCAGCGAGCGGGUGAGCGGUGUGUUUUGAGCGCAGAAAGCCGCAUCAGGAGGCGCAGUGCGAGGUUGAGGGCGGGGCGCAGUGUGAGGUUGAGGGCGGGGAUGGGUUUGUCUCGGAGCUCCUCAGGGUUUGUUAUUGUUACUUUUUAUUUACUUCUGUUUAUGAAAUAGAAAAGCCGCUGAAGUCGUGAAAAGAAACUCGAACUGAUGUGAGACUGGAUCGCAGCCUGACUGCGGCUUGAUCUUCUUCCUCUUAACUUUUUUAAUAAUAAUAAUAAUAAUAAUAAUAAUAAUAAUAAUAAUAAUUGGUGGCGUUAUUAGAGUGACUCCGCAGUCAUGCCGGACCAGCUGUCAGUGUGUGAGUUUAUAGACAUUACCUCUGAGGAUUAUAAAGCGCCCACAACAUCCAUCUUCACCACCCGGAUGGGCCACUGCAGGAACACAGUGGCAGGACUCGAGGAGGUUCUGGAUGCAGACCGGAUUAUUCUGAGCAAGAUGAAGAAGUCUAUCAAGGCUAUAAAUGGCUCUGGCCUAACCCACGUGGAGAAUCAAGAGCAGUACAGUCAGUCUCUGGAGAAGUUUGGGGAAGCGUGUGUGUACCGAGACAACCCAGAUGUGGCAGCAGCAUUCCUUAAGUUUGCAGUCUUCACCAAAGAACUCACAGCACUCUUCAAGAACUUAUUACAGAAUAUGAACAACAUCAUCACCUUUCCUUUAGACAGUCUGCUGAAAGGAGAUCUUAAAGGACUGAAAGGGGAUUUAAAGAAGCCUUUUGAUAAAGCCUGUAAAGACUAUGAAACCAAAGUUAAUAAGAUUGAGAAAGAGAAGCGGGAGCAUGCCAAGCUGCAUGGGAUGAUCAGGACAGAGAUCAGUGGAGGAGAGAUCGCUGAGGAGAUGGAAAAAGAAAGACGAGCCUUUCAGCUCCAGAUGUGUGAGUAUCUCAUCAAAGUGAAUGAAAUCAAAACCAGGAAGGGGGUCGACUUGGUGCAGAACCUCAUCAAAUAUUUCCAUGCCCAGUGCAAUUUCUUUCAGGAUGGGUUAAAAGUCGUGGAGAAUCUUAAACCAACCAUGGAAAAAAUGUCCACAGACUUAACAGGAGUUAAACAAGCACAAGAAGGAGAAAAGAAACAGCUGGUCCAGCUUCGAGAUAUUUUAAAGUCAUCCUUACAGACAGAACAAAAAGAGGACUCUCAGGCCAAACAGAACACCGGCUACAGUCUCCACCAGCUGCAGGGUAACAAGGCUUACGGCACGGAGCGCUCCGGGAUGCUCUCCAAACGCAGUGAAGGGCUGAGGAAGGUGUGGCAGAAACGGAAGUGCUCAGUGAAGAGUGGAUAUUUGACCAUUUGCCAUGGAACGGCAAACACACCACCAGCCAAACUCAACCUGUUAACCUGCCAAGUGAAAUGCAACCCGGAGGAAAAGAAGUGCUUUGAUCUCAUAUCCCAUGACCGUACAUACCGUUUUCAAGCGGAAGAUGAAGCAGAAUGUCAAAUAUGGGUGUCAGUACUGCAGAACAGUAAAGAAGAGGCCUUGAACAAUGCGUUUAAAGGGGAUCAGGAUGAGGGCGAGAACAAUAUCGUGCAGGAGCUUAGCAAAGCCAUCGUGAGUGAAGUGAAGAGGAUGAGUGGCAACGAUGUGUGCUGUGACUGCGGCGCCCCUAAUCCAACAUGGCUCUCUACUAACCUGGGGAUUCUGAUCUGCAUUGAAUGCUCGGGUAUCCAUCGGGAAAUGGGGGUGCAUUACUCCAGAAUACAGUCUCUGACUUUAGAUGUGCUGGGAACAUCAGAACUCUUGCUGGCGAGGAAUGUGGGAAAUGCCGGCUUCAACGACAUCAUGGAGGCAAAACUAUCAGGAGAAGAAAUGUCUAAACCCAACCCUUCUAGUGACAUGCAGAGCCGCAAAGAUUUCAUUACAGCUAAGUACACAGAGAAGCGCUUUGCUCAGCGCAGACGUACUGAUCCGAUCGCCAAACUGCGCAGUCUGUACGAUGCAGUGAAGAGCCGUGACAUCUUCUCCCUGCUGCAGGUUUACGCCGACGGAGUGGACCUGACCGAGACCUUCUCCAUGGCCAAUGAACAUGAGCAAGGCGAGACAGCUCUACAUCUGGCUGUACGAAUAGUAGAUAGAAACUCCCUCCAUAUUGUCGACUUCCUUGUACAGAACAGUGGGAAUCUGGACAAGCAAACUGUAAAAGGAAACACAGCACUUCACUACUGCUGCCUGACAGACAACAGCGAGUGUCUGAAACUGUUACUGCGCAGCAAAGCCUCCGUCAGCAUGAUCAAUGAAGCUGGUGAGACACCACUGGAUGUUGCCAAGAGGCUGAAACACACACAGUGUGAGGAACUGCUGUCCCAGGCACAGACUGGCAAAUUCAAUGUCCAUGUGCAUGUGGAGUAUGAGUGGUGUCUGCACAAUGAAGACCUGGAUGAGACUGAUGAUGAGAUGGAGGACAAGCCGAUCCCUCAGAAGCGAGAGGACCGGCCUGUAAGCUGCUUCCUCCCAGGCAACACCUCUGCCCAACCCAAUAUGGCUGCUCUGGCACGGGAUGUGGUCAAUGCUGUGCGGGAAAAGCAGAGAGGCUUCAUCCCCAGCAUGAUGUGUAAUGAGACCUACGGCACCAUGAUGGAUCUCAAUCCCCCUUCCCCUGUACUCCCCGUACCACAGCUCCCUCCACGCAACCCUCUCGCUGGAGCUGGCAACUGGAAGCCUAUGGAGACAAUAGGGAGGCAACGAUCCUCCUCAGACCCGCCCAAUCUUACCAGUCCAGAGAACAUCUAUGUUCUUCCUCCUGUUCCUCCUCCUCCGCCUCCUCCUCCUCCAGUUAUCAAGAAGCCAAGUGCCCAGGAACCUAAGACCCAAACCAAGAAUACCCCUCUGCCUCCAGUGCCACCUGCACCGCCAGUCCCGCCCAGUAUUCAAAAGCUUCCGGUGCCCCCAGCCCCCACCGCCCCGAUACUUAUGGUGCCCCCGCCUCCCCCAGUGCCCCCACCCUCAUACAAACCCACACCACCUAGUAUACCCAUACACCCCAAAGCCCCUGCACUCAAACCCAUCCCAGGAGCUGAGAAAAAUCUUCCCAAACUGCAAAAACACAAGCCUAGGCCUGGUGAAAGAACUGAAACAGAUGCUUCCCUAUCAGCAGCAAGUUCUGUACCAACAUCACCGCCUGCUCCACCCCCUGUCCCCAAACCUAGAAUGUCUCAGGUAAAAAAUAAACCUAAGCGGGUGAAAGCCAUCUACAAGUGUGUAGCUGAUAACCCAGAUGAACUGACUUUCACUGAGGGAGAGGUGAUCAUAGUAGAUGGAGAGGAAGACAGUGAGUGGUGGGGCACAUUGAAGGCGAUCCUAUCAGAAGAGGAGCGUUCCCUGUUUCAUUUGUGCACUUCAUCACUGACUGAUAGGAGUUCAGCUCUGGGAUGGACACUGAAACUGCUGCUGCAGCGUAUGGGACUGUAUCUCACCUCCUGCCACAUGUUGAGUUUAAAUAGAACGAAUACGGAAAUUCAUCACUUAAGCUUCCUUUAAUCGUCAGCCAUCUCACUCCAGUAAUUUAACGCCUUGAGAACGGAUUGCUUAGUAUGACGGGUAACGUUGUUGUGAAGCCAGAUAUCUGCUGGACUUCUAUUCUUGUGUUUAAAAAGUAUUUUGUAUGUUUUGAGAGUUUGGUCGCAGAGCAACCGUCAGGUAACUCUUCGUUUUUCUCAAAGCUCUGCUACUGCACAAAGUCAUUAAAUAAUAAUAAGAAGAAUUUUA